Messenger RNA from Pseudophryne corroboree (corroboree frog), 2163 nucleotides. RefSeq names its product arginyl-tRNA synthetase 1 (gene RARS1). The record is from RefSeq and is a predicted model, not a curated record. The coding region runs from base 51 to 2066 and encodes 671 amino acids. Lineage: Eukaryota; Metazoa; Chordata; Amphibia; Anura; Myobatrachidae. Gene Ontology annotation, molecular function: ATP binding; arginine-tRNA ligase activity. Gene Ontology annotation, cellular component: cytoplasm. Gene Ontology annotation, biological process: arginyl-tRNA aminoacylation. The transcript has 15 exons.
CAAUACCGGAACAUGGCCACACAACACCAGCCGGCUGCCGCGCACGUGACAUGAUGCCACGCUCACCCUCCUCCUCCCCACGCUGCGUGUCCGUGACGCGGCUUCCUGUACCGGUCUUUCCCACGGGUGAAACCAAGAUCAAGUCCCUGACUUCUGAGAUAGAAAUCCUGAGAAGCUUCCCAUUUGUGGGUGACUCGCCCAGCUUAGAGGGACUUAGGGAAGAGAACUCCAAGUUGAAGUACCGCUUGAACAUUCUGCGUAAGAGUAUUCAAGAAGAGAAAAACAAAUCUGUGAAGAGUAUGCUGAACAUCAAUGCCCAUCUCCAGGAAAUCUUUGGCCGGGCUAUCAGAGCCGCAUACCCUGAGUUAGAAAAUGCCCCUUUGGCAGUGACUCCAAACCAGCAGCUGAAAUUUGGUGACUAUCAAUGCAACAGUGCAAUGGCAAUGACCCAGAUGCUGAAAGCAAGAGAUCAAAAAGUGAAUCCUCGAGAAAUUGCUGAGAAGAUUGUUAAAAAUCUUCCCAAUAAUGACUUGAUUGAGAAAACAGACAUAGCUGGUCCAGGCUUUAUUAAUGUACACUUACGAAAAGAUUUCAUAUCGAAACAACUAUCCAAGUUGCUGGUGAAUGGAGUUCAGCCGCCUGUAAUUGGAGAAAGGAAAAAGGUUGUAGUUGAUUUUUCCUCACCAAACAUUGCAAAAGAAAUGCAUGUGGGUCAUCUGCGUUCUACCAUAAUAGGGGACAGCAUAUGCCGAUUGUUUGAGUUUCUUGGGCACGAUGUACUACGGCUAAAUCACUUAGGGGAUUGGGGUACUCAGUUUGGAAUGCUGAUUGCUCACCUUCAAGACAAGUUUCCUAAUUAUGUGUCUGUCUCACCACCAAUUGGUGACCUCCAGUCAUUUUACAAGGAAUCCAAAAAGAGAUUUGAUGAAGAUGAGGAAUUUAAAAAAAGGGCAUAUCAAUGUGUGGUGCAACUGCAAAGCAAAAGGCCGGAUAUCAUCAAGGCAUGGAACCUGAUCUGCGACGUAUCUCGGAAUGAAUUUCAGAAAAUUUAUGACUGUCUGGAUAUUCGCAUCGUCAACAGAGGAGAGUCCUACUACCAAGACCUAAUGAUCCAAGUUGUGAAGGAGUUUGAAGAGAAAGGUCUUGUUCAGGUUGAUGAAGGACGAAAAAUUGUGUUUCCUCCUGGUUGCACCAUACCUUUAACAAUUGAGAAAUCUGAUGGGGGUUUCACCUAUGAUACAUCAGAUCUGGCAGCCUUAAGGCAGAGGCUAAAGGUGGAGAAAGGCGAUAUUCUUAUUUAUGUUGUCGACAGUGGACAGGGCAUACAUUUGCAGAAUGUGUAUUCUGCUGGUCGGAUGAUUGGUUGGUAUGAUGCAACUGUGACCAGAGUGGAACAUGCUGGAUUUGGUGUUGUCCUAGGGGAAGACAAGAAAAAAUUUAAGACCAGAUCAGGUGACACAGUGCGAUUAAUCGACUUGCUGGAAGAAGGGCUCAAACGCUCAAUGGACAAAUUAAAAGAUAAGGAGCGGGAUAAGGUCCUCACGCCUGAGGAGUUGGUAGCUGCGCAGAGAGCUGUUGCUUUUGGAUGUAUUAAAUAUGCAGACUUGUCCCACAACAGGAUGAAUGACUAUAUCUUCUCUUUUGACAAAAUGCUGGAUGAUCGGGGGAACACAGCAGCUUAUCUCCUAUAUGCCUUUACCAGAAUAAGGUCUAUAGCACGGCUGGCAAACAUCAGCGAUGAGGUUCUGCAAAAGGCUGCUCAGGAAACAGAGAUCACUCUGCAGCACGAAAAGGAGUGGAAACUGAGCAAGUGCAUCCUGAGAUUCCCCGAGAUUCUGUUGAAGAUCCUGGAUGACCUCCUGCUGCACACAUUAUGUGAUUACCUCUAUGAGCUAUCCACCACCUUCACAGAGUUCUAUGAUAACUGCUACUGCGUUGAAAAGGACAGACAGACUGGUCAGAUUGUCAAAGUGAAUAUGGCCAGGAUGUUGCUCUGUGACGCUACAGCUGCUGUGAUGGCCAAGGGCUUCGAUAUCCUGGGACUUAAACCUGUACAGAGGAUGUAAAUAGUAUCUGCACCAACUUAGCCUUUCAUUUCUGCCAAUACAUGCAGAAAUGGGACUUUUCUUAAAAGAAACUGGAGAAUAAACAUUUGAUUUAUUA